CUUUAAACAUUAAAUUGUUUUCCUUCGAUAUAAACAAUUAAUUAAAAUUCCAAGCACACACAUUUAAGAAAAAGAAUACCAACAUCCGGUACGUCAAACAAAAAACGGAAACCAAAUACCACAAACACCGCGUUACUCACCAAAAACGUAUUACAACGAGAUAUAGAAGCUUAAAAUAAUAGAUUUGUGCCACAAUUACAAAAUGUUUCUAAUAAGUGUGUUCUAUCUUUUAAACGUGAUUUUUGUGAGCGCCAAUAAUAAUAUUGAUUGUGAGAGUUUAAUAACUUGUAAUAAAUGUAUUCAACAGUUUAAUUGUAUGUGGUGUUCGGAGCCGAUUAACAUUGAACAUAAAAAAUGUCGUUUAGAUACAAACGAUCAAAAUUUAACAUCGAAAUGGUGUUUACCAGAAAAAUUAAUGCGUCCUAAACAAUCCGUUGAAAUUAUAAACGAUAAAAAUUUUAACGAUGGAAAAGAUGGUGUUGCAGUUCAAUUAAAACCGCAAUUAAUAAAUUUAAAACUACGUCUAGGAGAAUCGUUUAAUCUGCCUUUUCAAUAUUCAAGGGCUGCUAAUUAUCCGGUUGAUCUUUAUUAUUUAAUGGAUAUGUCACAUUCGAUGAUUAAUCAUAAGGAGAAUGUAGCAAAUUUAGGGAAAAAAUUAGCUGAAGUUAUGGUUAACAUUACGACCGAUUUUCGUUUGGGAUUUGGUACUUUUGUUGAUAAAACGAGUGCACCUUUUAUAAGUAUGCAUCCAUAUAAGUUAAAUAAUCCAUGUACGAAACGGAUGGAAGCUGGAAAAUUUAAGUGUAUUAAACCAUACAGUUAUAAAAACUAUUUAAGUUUAACUAACAACACAAGCAUAUUUUCACAAAAAGUACAAUCAGCAAGGCCAUCAAGCAACGUUGAUAGUCCAGAAGGUGGUUUUGAUGCUUUAAUGCAAGCAAUAGUUUGUAAAAAUGCUAUUGGGUGGAGAGAAGAUGCAAGGCAUCUUUUAAUAUUUUCAACGGACGCCGAAUCUCACAUUGCCGGAGAUGGUAGAUUGGCCGGAGUGUAUUCCCCAAACGACGGCCAAUGCAGAUUAAACAAUAACGAAUAUUUAUUAAAUUUACAAUAUGAUUACCCAUCAGUUUCCCAUUUAAAUCACAUAGCAAAAGAAAAUAACAUCAUCGUAAUUUUUGCGAUCGCCAAUACCGUUAAAACGCGUGUAAAAAAAUUUUAUGAAAAUCUAAUCAAACACAAAUUGUUCGAAAAUUCGAAACUUGGAAUUUUAGAUGAAAGUUCAAACAACAUUCUUAAAUUGAUUGUGGAUAAUUACGAAAAAAUUGUUGAUUCGGUUUUAAUAACAUCAAACGCCUCAAAAUCGGUUGAUAUCACCUACAAAUCAUCGUGUGGACAAGAUAAUAGUUGCACAAACAUUCAUAUCGGGGAUGUUAUUAAUUUCACAGCGACAAUAAAACCGACGGAAUGCAAAUCGGAAGUUAUCCAAUUAAAACCUGAAGGUGUUGCAGAAUCAGUUUUAAUCAAUCUAACCGUUAUAUGCGAAUGUGAAUGCGAAAAACCUGGUCAUUCCGGAUUUAUUCCAUCAUCUCCGAAAUGUUCCGGAAAAGGAUCCGAGGUUUGUGGCGUUUGUCAAUGUGAUCAAGGUUAUUUUGGAAACACAUGCGAAUGCGAUAACAACAAAAUCAUCAAUAUCAACACAACCGUUUGCCAGAAAGACGAAAACAGCCCGGUUUGUUCAAACAAUGGCAUUUGUAAAUGUGGUACUUGCAUAUGUGACAAAUCAAUGUAUGGGAAAUAUUGCGAAUGCAAUAAUUAUUCUUGUAAGCGACAAAAAGAAUUGUUGUGUUCCGGAGAGGAUCAUGGCCGCUGCGAUUGUGGUGAAUGUAAAUGUUUUCCGGGAUGGAAAGGAGAUGAUUGCGGAUGUUUAGAUAAAGAUGAUUUGUGUAUUUCACCAAAUGGAAAUGGACAAAUUUGUUCUGGACAUGGUACGUGCGAAUGCGGACAAUGUGUAUGUAAAAACGAUGAAAAUAAAUAUUUUGGGAAGUUUUGUGAGGAGUGUCCAAGUUGUGAAGGUCAAAGAUGUAACGAUCUUCGUCCAUGCGUUGAAUGUCAAAUAUUUAAAACAGGAAUUUACAAUCAAAUUGAAUGCAAAAAUAAAUGUACAGAAUUCAAAGCCAGUGAAGUAACCAAAAUACGCGAAGACAACGAAGAUCUCGAUAUUAAGAUAUGUUCCGUAUUCGAUAAUGUUAACUGCACAAUUUUGUUUCAAUAUAAAUACAAUUUGGAGAACGAACUCGUGGUUGAAGUUCAAACUGAAAAGAGAUGCUUCACGCCUUUAGAUCUAUUUGUAAUCGGACUUAGCAUUCUUGGUAGCGUAAUUUUGAUUGGAAUAAUUACACUUAUCAUAUGGAAAAUUGUCACAACAAUUCAUGAUAAAGCGGAGUAUGAAAAGUUCGAAAAAGAACGUCAGGAAUCGAAAUGGAACCCCGGAGAGAAUCCGCUUUAUGUCGAAGCCACCAGAACAUUUCAAAAUCCGACGUACAGAUUUACAUAAUAAAUUGUAAUAAUUAUAGAACGCCAAUAAAAAUUUAGAUUUAA
Molecule: messenger RNA, 2595 nt
Organism: Onthophagus taurus
Lineage: Eukaryota; Metazoa; Arthropoda; Insecta; Coleoptera; Scarabaeidae
Product: integrin beta-PS-like
Biological process (GO): cell-cell adhesion; cell migration; integrin-mediated signaling pathway
Cellular component (GO): focal adhesion; integrin complex; cell surface
Molecular function (GO): integrin binding
Source: RefSeq, a predicted model, not a curated record